Messenger RNA from Penaeus chinensis, 3391 nucleotides. RefSeq names its product zinc finger protein 474-like. Lineage: Eukaryota; Metazoa; Arthropoda; Malacostraca; Decapoda; Penaeidae. The transcript has 6 exons. The record is from RefSeq and is a predicted model, not a curated record. The coding region runs from base 783 to 2225 and encodes 480 amino acids.
AGUGUUAAUGACAAUAUUAAUAAUGUUAAUGUUAAUAAUGAUAAUGAAAAUAAUAAGAGUAACAAUAAUAAUGAAUAUGAUGACCACGAUAUUAAUGAUAAUAAUAAAAACGAAGACGAUAAUCACAACACUAACAGUCGUACUAAUGAUAUGCAUACAGAUAAUACUGAUAUUAAAAAUAACAAAAAAAAAAAUAAGUAAUGGCGAUAACUGACAACAAAGACAACAGUAACAUCAAUAACAAUGAAACUACUAAUAGUGAAUAAUAACGAUAGUACUAGUAGAGUCAGCGUGGAAAGGAAAGUUACAACGUUCAGACUUAUAAUGAGAAUUUUUUAUUCCUGAUAGUGGCAACAGUUUUAGAAAUCAGAAUGUUACUUUUACCAUACUAGUGCAACUACCGCUAAUAAACCACCUACUUAUAUACAGUUUGUAGCUUUCUUCUGUAUUUUGCAUCUUCCUCCAAACACAUGACGGCUGUGAUCAAAGAUACUGUUAAGAGUUUGCAGUCUGAAAAUGGCAGUACAAAGCGUCCUUAGUCUGACCCACAGCGACCCACACUCCUGGCAUCCCUCUAACCCACCUGUGCAUCUUGCUUAUAACAGUCCCUGCUUAUCACUCUCGGCAUCGGCAAAUCACAUCUCCUUCUGCCUGUUUUUUUUUUUUUUUUUUCUCUCGCUCUCCUUCCUUCUUUCCCUUUCCCCUAUGCUUGCUUCUAUCCUCCCCCUUGUUUUUUCUCUAUCCAUCUUCUUUCGGUGUGUGGACAGGUCCGGCCGUCCACCAUGCGGCUGCCUCGACCCUCUCGCCACAUCGCCGUGCCGGUCAUCACGGCCCAAAACUCGCGCCCCUCCAAGAAGACUUCCAAUCUCAGAAGCUUCCUGCCGAGGGGACGUCGAAGGCAGCUCGAAGAGGUGUUCACGGGGCCGAAGGAUAAAGUAAAGAUCCCCGAACCGUGCCUGACGUGCGGGAAGGAGCAGAACCCGGAGCGGUUCCACAGCCACCCGCUCGACAUCAUGAAGUUUAAGCCGAAGACGGAGGAGCGCGCCAAGGCCAGGGCGCUGAGCAAGCUCAUCGUGACCAAACCCACGGCACUCAAGUACAAAAGUCGAAGCGUCGACGUAGAGAACAAGGCCCCGGGCGGGCGGAGGAGCAAGCUCAAGCCGCCCUCGACGGCCUCCAAGAAAUCCCGCAGCGUGGACAGCUCGCCCGUCCCCGCUAAGAAGGGCCAGAGCGCGAUCCCGCUCAAGAAGUUCAUCAGUGAUCAAAAGGCUUCCAUGAACAAAACCAAAGACUUCACCGUCGAGAUCUUCGACGCGCAGUCUUCGCCGAGGAGCGAGGGCAGCUCCAGCCCGCCGGCGCCGCAGAAAAGGCGCGAGACGUCCAGACAGAACGGGGAGAGCGAGCGCAAGAAGGGGGCGCCACCUCAUCCUCGACACAUGGGCAAGAUCGAGGAGGAGCGUGAAAGCCGACCUGAAGGGACCACGAAGACCCGGAGACCCGAGAACGGAAGCCGGGGAUCCGAGAACGGGACCCGCGGAGGACAGAGAGCCACCGGAACGGCGCCCACCCGCGUGUGCUACAUCUGCGGGCGGGAGUUCGGGAGUCGGUCCUUAGCCAUCCAUCAGCCACAGUGCCUCGAGAAAUGGAGGCGGGAGAACGAGAAACUACCACGCAACCUGCAGCGUCCGGAACCCGAGCUUCCCGAACACGAACUCACACACGAGGAGUGGAAUGAAUACGCGUGGAAGACGGCACAGGCCCAGCUCGUGCCGUGUGAAUGGUGUGGCAGGACCUUCUUCCCCGAGAGGCUCGAGGUUCACCAGCGGGGAUGCAAGCCGCCUCCAGGAGCGACGAAGAAGGCGCAGAGGUCCUCGAACCGCCCCGACACUUCAUCCAAUCUCAACGCCUCCCAAUCCCUGAGUAAACCCACGAUCGUCUGCUACAUCUGCGGGCGCGAGUUCGGCUCCAGCUCCAUCAAGAUCCACGAGCCGCAGUGUCUGAAGAAGUGGCGCAUCCAGAACGAGAAUCUGCCGGACAACCUGAAGAGACCCGAGCCCAAGAAGCCGGAAGUGGUUUACAACGAAGAAGGCAAGGUUGACAAGGAAGCGAUGGCGGAGGCGGCGUGGAAGACACAUCUCGAGACACUCGUUGCAUGCAAGUGCGGACGGACCUUCUUCCCCGACCGUCUUAUCGUGCACCAGAAGGCGUGCCUGAAGGAGGCGUGAUAGAGGCGACGGCUUCGCUUGCUUCUUCCCCUCCUACUUCGCCCUUCCCCGCCCUCAACCUUGUGAUAGAAACACGCUUCCCCCGGGGAAAGUUCCUUUUGGAUGCCUGCUACCUGUUUUAGACGCGUCCGUCGCCCCUCUCGACACCCAGGUUUCGAAGUUGUCCGCCUCGAACUUCCCGGGUUUCGAAGAUGCCUGAUUCGAACUUCCCGGUUUCGAAGCAGCCGGUCUCGAAUUGUCUCGAACUUCCCGGUUUCGUAGCUGUCUGUCCGGCGACUCUGACUCUGGCCGUAGACGUCGUGUGUGUCGUCGGGCUUCGAGACUAAAGUUGGCCGCUGUGAAUGCUCAGUAUGCUUGUGUAAAUAGACGAUUCAAAAGAUUUUUUUAUGCAAGACAGACAUUAAUUUUGUAAGGCUUUUAUGGACCCCCAGUUGAAAAGAAGAAAUAAGAAGAGUCUGUGAAUAAUGAGACGAACUCAGGACAAAAAUCGAAGAUGAGGGACUGACGUAUUAGUUCAGCGGGGAUGUGCACACAGAUCAGUUUAGUUAUUCAAAAGGCUAAUUUUGCUCACAUUUAAAUUACGUAUAAUAUGAUCAUGAAGGGAAAACUCAUGACGAUAUGCUGAAGAAAUGUGCUUCAAGAUAACUGCUUAGAAAAUCAUUUAUAGAAAUGCCAUCAUAAUGUUAAUAGAACAUAGAAAAGACCAAUAAAGGCGCGUACCUGGUCACGUCGGUUAUGCCAUGACGUCAUAACAAGCUAUGACGUGAACUAGUGACGUCAGACCAUUGUGUUUAAAAAUAUCUCGAGGCGGAGAUCAAUGCCGUAAAGGCAGCGGCAGGUGAGCUCUGUGCAGGUCCCACAAGAUCAAUGACGCAACCAUGUUAUAUCGCCUAAUGGCUCCUUGUCCGCGCUGCCUUCACAGAACCCUUCAGAAACAUCACUCUACACAUGCGCCAUUUUCCAGACUUCAGCGGUAGAAAUAGUCACUCAAAUUAACUUGCACAUACACUCACAUAGGCCUCGUGUACAAUGGAAUCCUUAGUCAAACAUAUGACAAGUCAAUGCAUGCACGCACACGCACGCAAACACACACACACACACACACACACACACACACACACACACACACACACACACACACACACAUACACACACAUACACACACA